Ostrinia furnacalis (Asian corn borer) is the source of this 804-nucleotide messenger RNA. RefSeq lists its product as uncharacterized. The record is from RefSeq and is a predicted model, not a curated record. The transcript has 3 exons. The coding region runs from base 204 to 785 and encodes 193 amino acids. NCBI's taxonomy places the organism in Eukaryota, Metazoa, Arthropoda, Insecta, Lepidoptera, Crambidae.
CGGUUAUUUCUACAUAAUCGGAGGAGCGCUCACUAGUUUGCCUCAAGAUCCGUAAUUACACACUCGUGCACCAUGUUUAUAUUGAUUCAACUAGUCGACGUAUAAAUAUUAUUUAAAAAGUCUCCUGUGACUGUGAAUUAUUAUUCAAAUUAGCAAAUUCUUGUGUAUAAUAGUUAGCUUUAGACAGUGACAUUAAGUUCAUAAUGCAAUACAUAAUUAGUGUUUUUAUCGGAUGCCUGUUGGCCGCUGCAACCGCACAAAAUAAUGACACAAAAACCUCGAUUGGCUUUCCUGAGGUAGACGAAGAUAUAUAUUCAAAGAACAAAGAUAAUCGACAACCUGUGUAUAUGCCCUCCACUUGUGCAGUCAAUGAACUAUACUACCCAGGCGAUCAAAAAGACGACUGGAUUUGUGAUUGUAGACCAGCAUACAUAUACCACCCACCGACAGAUCAAUGCUGGGGUGCUUUUCAACGCGGUCCAUGCGCGCUUGGGGAGUACCUGAUCCUGCCGAAAGACUCAGUCGUUCCGGUGUGCUCGAAGAACCCAUGUAACGUGGACCAAUACGUCUACUGGGGCAACCAAUGCGAGCGUCUGGGCUCCAUAAACGCAUGCACCCACCUGUACCCGAUCAUGGCAGCAGUGGGUGUGAACGCUACCACAUUAGAAGUCAACUGCGUCAUAUUAAAUGUGGAAUCGAGAUUCGGCGAGGAUCGACCAGUGCCGGUGCAGAAAGCGUGCAAUCCAGGAUCUAAAUUGAGAGUCACUGGCAAAUGUGAUAAAUAAAUUUUAUUAAUUAGCUGGA